Molecule: messenger RNA, 2712 nt
Organism: Danio rerio (zebrafish)
Lineage: Eukaryota; Metazoa; Chordata; Actinopteri; Cypriniformes; Danionidae
Source: RefSeq, a predicted model, not a curated record
UCUAGACUUGCGAGAGGAGCUGCUCUCAGGUGACAGACGAGCCUCGUACCGUCCAAGAACAGCCAAAAACUUCAGUUAUGACUGACAAUACCUAAAUAGCAAUACAUCGAGAGUUUAUUUAGAGUAUAUUUAGAACAUAGAACCGCAAAGAGCCCUUCUCUAAAUGCCUUCAGCCGCGCGGAUGAGAGAAGGGGAGGGAAUGGCAUUUAUUUUCAAGCUGGACUCCGGCUCUUCAGUUGAGUUGAAUGAAUUGAUCUACGCAAUAAAAUAUAUGCAUAUACAUUAGUUUUUACGAUCGAGAGAAGGCAGGAGACAGAAUAAGAAGAGCGCGAGAGUUACAGUCAAUAGAUGCUGUAUGAGGAGUCGCGCGAGCGGACGCUUCAUGAGGGGCGAUGGAGAUGCUGAUGGACUGGAGAACUCCAACAUUUCUGCUUCUCACCUCACUGUUACUGAUUACAGGUGACUCCCAGCGGGUCGAGAUGCCACGUAAAGACAUGGAGGUAAUCAUGGGGCAAAUGGUGGUUCUGGAGGCCUGGUACACCCCAACCACCUCCAUCGACAAAAACACCGUCAUCUGGAGCUUUAUGGCCAAUGACUCCAAACAGGUCAUUUCAUACUCAUCGGGACAGAUUGGCAUUGGUAGCCCUGACUUUCGUAAGCGGGUGGGUUUUGCUAUGUCCAUGCCCUCCGCCAAUUUGUCAAUCUUCAUCAACAACACACAGGAGUCGGACUCGGGUCGUUACCUCUGUAACGUCAUCAUCCCUGGAGCUGCAGGCCUCACCGGAGAGCUUCGCCUCAAUGUCAAAGUUCCUCCAUCUACACCCGUCUGCUCUAUGACUGGAAAUCCUGUCCUGAGGGGAAACGUAACACUGAGCUGUAAAUCGGGCUAUGGCAAACCUGUUCCUCAGUACAAAUGGACCAAAGCUGCUCCGCUCUCUGAGGUCUUCUUCUCUCCAAUGCAAAAGUGGAGGUCCUGCCCUCAGCCUCUGCUUGUGCUGGGAUACCUGGAUGAGAGGCAAGGAACCCUUCGGCUUAGCAACCUCACCAAAAGCAUGUCCGGCAAAUAUGUUUGCCGUGCCAGUAACACAGCUGGAACAGACAGCUGCCAUAUCAAUCUCGAGGUCUCCACACCUAAUAAUGCAUGGGUCAUUGCUGGGGCCACGGUGGGAUCAGUGGUGGGUCUGAUGGCUCUGGUCUUAUUCCUGAUAUUUAUCCUGAGGAGAAACCGGGACACUGAGGAGGAGAUGGCCAAUGAUAUCAAGGAAGACGCCCAGGCCCCAAAACGUGUUUCCUGGGCAAAAAGUGGCACAGGCUCAGACAUCAUUUCAAAGAAUGGCACACUGUCCUCCAUAGCCACCAGCCCUCCUGUACGGGACCCUAACCAUCCUCUGCAAAAUAACCAUUACCCAUUCCCCCCUGGUGCUUCGGAUACAGCCUCCAUUCUCACCACCUCUGGCAGUACAACCACCUACCGCCUCCGCCCAGGGGAGCCCAACCCGCUGCACGGCUUGCCUGGAUAUAAUGCCAGCAGCACACCAAAUCACACACAUCGCCACCAUCACCACCACCACCGCCAUCACAAUCCCGGAGGAAUCAACCCAAACGGUUCCUCAACAUUAAGGACUGAGGGGCCACAGCCACAGGCUCCGCGCCCCCUAAACAUGCCUAUAAACAAUGCCACUCUGUCCCGCAUGGGAGCAGUGCCAGUCAUGGUGCCCACCCAAAACCAUGCCGGGUCACUUGUGUAGCUUCCCUCGAGUCAAACAAUGUGCUAAAGACUAUAUAUCCUUUUAGAAAGGGUUUUGACAGGGAAAGUUUUUUUUAGGUAAGAUUGCAAUCAGUCAUGUUUUGUUUGUUUAUAAGUGUAAUGUUUUUCUUUUUUACUGAAUUGCAUUUGUUUUUUUAUGCCUAAAAACUCUUUAAUCAUCUUUUCAAACUGUUUCACUAACCAAGAACAGUAUUUUAUUUUGCCAGUUUAACAGGGUGUUAUACAUUUACAAUUCCAAUUGCUGAUGUCACUGAUGAUGUUGCUCUGUUUGUUUAUGGCUUUACAUUUAUUCAGAUCCCUUUUAUGGGAAUUUACACUGUGUAGGUAGUUGCAACACUAUAUUAAUGCUUUUAAGUAAUUGCAUUAUGAAGCCAAGAUGGUGUGGAAGGACAUCACAAUGUACUGUAGCAUGACUCUGCAUUGUGUGAGAUCAUGAGCAGGAAGCUAUAAAGCAAUCCUGAACAAAACGAAGCUUCUGUACCUUCGGCAAGUGCACUUUGUGAAUUGUGUUUGUUUCCCUAUAACAGUUGCACAAGUACUAAAUCACAAUGUCUAGGGGGUUGACCCAGAUGUGAUAAAAGAACUGCAUUAGGCCACAGAUCCUGCUCUCCAGGUUAUCAAGGAGAUGGCUAGAACCAUUGACCAUUCUGUGGUAGCCCAGAAAAGACAUCUAUGAUUAAAGGCUACAGGCAGCAAGGAAAUAAUCUUCCCUCAGUAAAGUUCUGGCUCCAGUGGUGUCAGGCUUUUGACUCUUCUGAGAGCAAACAGUCCAUACCUCACCUUAUGGUGGCCGCUUUCCUUCAGUGCCCUCAGAGGCUCGUCCUAGGUAGCAUACUUCAUGCCAAGACAGAGGCUCUAGGACAGGGAUGUCAAACUCACUUUCUGGAGGGCCGCAGCCCUGCAGUUUAGUUCCAACCCUAAUUAAACACACCUGAUCAAACUAA